AUGGAGGACAUGGACUUUGAAAGUGAUGGGCAGUAUGUUGGAUUCAACAGCAGACCCUGCACGCCUCAGCCUUGUGCGAAAGGCAGAGGUAACCAGUCAGAUCUGUCCGAUAUGGAUGUAGACCCAAGCUCUCCGACAGCACAGUCAUCAACAUCAUUUGAGCAUAUCAACCAGGCUUUGAAAUCGCUGCUGUCAUUUAAUAAUUUUAGCGACGACACAGAUAAUUAUGCACACCAUAGUGCUGAAAGAAGUGUUCUGCAACCUACAUCAGAUCCUUGCCAGAAAAGCAAGAGCAUGCCAUCGGUGUGCUAUGAUUUCAAAAAGUCCUUGAAACCUGCUGCCAGUGCCGUUCUCGCCACUUCUCGUUUCAAAAAUACAAAAGCUGGAUAUACAGAUACCACUGAUGAUACUGUCUGUGGAGCAGUAAAUAGCCAACCUCCUGAAAUCAACUCUUCCAUAAGGCAAAGACUUCAUGUUGAUGACAAACUUUCAGAGGCAAAACAGAUCCAACUGAAUUCUUCACCUCCUGGUAUCAAGAAGCACAAGGGCAAUCAUUCACAUGGUAAUCAAGAUGAUCCGGUGUCACCAAAGAGUGAUUCUAAAAGAUGCUCUUUAUGCUUCAUCUCCAUGUCAAUUUUAAUAAUAUUACUGCUAUUUUUGGUCAUUGUGUACUUUGGAACACUUAAUAGCACUGAGAAUUGUAAAAUUAGCAGACAUUUCAAUAAGCAGGUUUUAAAAAUUGAGCUUGAAGCAAAUGUUUUUGGACAACACCUUGCAACGAAAAUUGUACCAGAUAAAAUUGAAGAAUACUUCGGCAGAUUCUAUGACAACAGUUUACCACAAGAUGUGCCAGCAGAAGAAUCAGAAAAUGUAAAAUGGUGCAAACCAUUGGUUCUCUCAUUUGAUGGCUGGACAGGUGUUGGCAAGAAUUAUAUUAGCAAAUUUAUUUCUGAAGCAUUUCAGUAUUCUACUGUUAUGAAUUAUGUAGUGCCUUAUAAUUUUCCCCAUCAGGCUUUUGAAGAUAUGUAUCGUCUGCAGAUACAGGAGUGGAUUCUGGGUAAUUUUAGUAAGUGCAAGGUUAACAUCGUUGUCGUCGACGAAGUAGAUAAGGCCUUCCCUAAAGUGAUUGAAGGUUUAGUGGCGUCCAUAAAAGAACUGACUCGGCCGUGUUCGUCUACAAGUCCGACCAUUUUUCUCCUGCUGUCCAACACCCACGGCAGUGAUAUCAACCGAAUAUUUGUGAAGUUUCUCCUGGAUUCACCCACAAAAAAACGUGAGGAAAUAUCUCAGGAACACUUUCAUUCAGUCUUUACUUCAGAAUUCAAUGACUGGGCUUCAAAACUGACAGACACACAGUUGAUUGAUGCAUAUGUACCAUUUCUGCCUUUGGAGAGAGAACAUGUGAUUCAGUGCAUUAAGAAAGAUCUGGUAUCCAAAAGGUUUUCAACAGAUCUAGGGACAGUGAAGAGAGUGCUUGAAGAGUUGAGCAUCUCCUCGUUUGGUGACAUUCAGAUCUCCCAAACAGGAUGUAAGAGAGUGGCGGACAAAGUAGAUCUGGUUAUGUUUGAAAAGUAA
This is a messenger RNA of Candidula unifasciata, 1575 nucleotides long. The record is from the annotation of a GenBank genome assembly. Lineage: Eukaryota; Metazoa; Mollusca; Gastropoda; Stylommatophora; Geomitridae.